GGCUGCGGACACAAGGACCCAUUGAGUAAUGCAGGAAAGUCACGAUAAACAGUAACUAUAAUACAUUACUACCGCCUGACCGUGAAUCAUAGAGAAAGAGAGAGAGAGCGAGCGUGGAUUUUGUCGCAUAAUCAAUGAUAUAUGUAGUUUAUGUAACGUGUUAUUCAGGGUUACUUAUAAAGCGAGCAUGUGAUAUAUAAAUUAUAUUACACACAGGUACAUAUACAGGUUUCAUAUUCUGUUGGAACGACUUGAAAUAGAAUCUAUUUUAAACGUACAGAGAUCAUAAUAUAAAGACGAAACUGCGUCUGCGCACGUGACUAACUGUACACAAAUGUUUUGAAUGAACAACCUUUUUCAUCAUUCAUUGUAAUUGGCUAUAUUUAGAUCUAUCUAUUUUUAAAAAUAAAUGUUAUUUAGGUCUAGAAAAGUUUUCUUUUUUAAACGACCUAGUGAUCAUAUUUAUGAAAUUAUGAUAUAAAUAAUUAUAUAUAUAUAAACAUCAAUUAGAACUUGUAAAAUCGUCUCAAACUUUCCUUUGACUUUUAAACCACUCUCCCCACGAUCCACCUAUUCAUUAUUUGACCUUUCACCUCAUGCGUCAUGUGAUCGGGUGAUACUGAAAAUGGUGGAAUGACUGCAAACACAGCUCAGAUCACAGGUGAUAUCACUUGGCCUAACGUUAGUGUGUGUGUAAAUACGGUGUGUUUUGAUACCUGCUUCGUGAUAUCAAUUGUUAUCUAGGAGAGAAUCCUUAAAGGUGUGUAAUGAUGAUUGAGGCCUGCUAACAGAGCGUUGGUAGGGAGAGGUGAAGUCACCACAGAGUAUGAGUUACUUCAGCUAUGUGGGCAGAAUCUUCUCCAACGUCAAAGGUUUCUACAAUGAGAUCAACGCAGCUACGCUAACCGGUGCUAUUGAUGCCGUCAUCGUUAAACAGGAAGAUGGGUCUUAUCUGUCCUCCCCGUUCCACGUCAGGUUUGGGAAGUUGGGGGUCCUUAGAGCUCGUGAAAAAGUGGUUGACAUAGAAAUCAAUGGGGUGCCGGUGGAGAUGCAGAUGAAGCUUGGAGAGUCGGGGGAGGCAUUCUUUGUGGAGGAACUACCGGGGGAGGAGAACGAGGAGGAUUUUCCUUCCUACUUGGCCACUUCCCCCCUGCCGUCGACCUCUGACCUGAUGAUGGAGGGGGUGAAGGAGAUGAAGCAGGAGUAUCUGAACACAGCAGGGAACACAAUCCAGGUGAUUCCUCCGCAGACUUCCGAGAGCAAUAUCAGCAUCAUGAUAGAGGAUGAGGAUAGCAGGAAGAAGAAAGUUCGCAGGAAGAAGCGCCCUGUAAGGCGGACCUCCUCCAGCGAAGACACCUCUAAGAAGGCUGUUGAAAAGUCUGGAGAUGAGAUAUUCAAUAUGGAUGAUGUCUCCACGGAUGAUGAACUGGCCAAUCUUGAGAUGAGAAAACCAAACGUGUCUCCACGGUUGGGAAAGUCUGUUAGCCUGUCAAUGAUGGACGAGACCCAAGAAAGUCGUCUGGAGAGAACCAGUCAAUGGGCUCUGUCUCAGUAUUCUUUUGGCCACCCUUUUAGUGAUACAGACAUGUCGCCUUUAGCUAGCCCAGCGAACACUCGGCCCCCCUCCCCUAAAAGUGACACAGAGGUGGACCGUCAACGACAAGGAGAGGUAGACCAAUCGAUUUUGUCUGAGGAGGACAGCACGAUGUGGGAGUGGGGAGACCUGCCCCGCCGCUCAGAGCACAAGGUGUUGCCCAUCGAAUCCGGCAAUAAAGAGGCAGGAGCUAAAAACGGAGAGUCCCAAGAAAAUAAGGGUUUGUUCAAGUUCAUGAAGAAGACAAAAGCUGUGCGACACAAGCCGGAGGGGGAGGGGAUCUACCUUGAUGACUUAAAUCUAGAGGAGAUGGACCCAGAGGUGGCCAAGUUGUACUUUCCUAAAAGAUUUCACAGCAACAAGUUUGUAUCAAUCAAAGAGAGAACAACAGAUCAGGAUGAAGAUACGGAGUCAGGGCGUGGACCUUCACUUCCUGUCUCUCCACACUCGGUAGAGGGCGCUAUUGGGGGCCCACCAGGGGUCAGCUUCCUGAAGUCAGAGGUUCAGCACCUGGGUAAUUACUCGCUGUCCCUGUGUGGGGGGCUGAGUGACCCAGAUGGUGUGAACCUCGAGAAGUUCAUGACCCACAUUGUAACAUUUGGAGAUCUAUGCGAGAACUUCAACAUGAUCACAAAUCCUGACCUUGUGGUCCGCAUUGGAGAAAACUAUUACAACUGGCAAACAGCUGCUCCGAUUAUACUGUGCCAGGUCUGCUUUGAGAAGGAUCUGCCAGAGAAAAGUAUGAAUGACCUGAUGAAAGAACACAUGCCUAAAAAGAAAACAAAGAAGGGGGGCAUGUCUUCGUGGUUUUCAUGGCGUCGGACAACAUCAGAUACCUCUAACCCUGCAUCAGCUGCCAGUCCUGAGACAGACGUACACACUACUAAAUCGGCCGAGAGCUCCGCUUCCAUGACUCCACCAGUCAGUCAACCCGGAAGUCCUCGCAAAUCACAGCGCAGAAUCACAGACGAGAGUCAGAAGAGUGAGUGUAAUGACACGUCCUGUGAUGACCUUGACACAGAGGACUCUGACCCAAGUGGUCAGUCAGCUCAGCCCAACUCAGAGAGUCCCCUUAGCAGUAAACCCAUCGAUGUCAAGCCCUCUAAGGAGAAGUUCAAAAAGACCCUCCGAUUAUCCUCAGAUCAGAUAAAAAAGCUCAAUUUACACGAGGGUCAGAACGAGAUCUCCUUCUCGGUGACGACGCAAUUCCAGGGUACAACGCGGUGCACAUCACACAUCUACCUGUGGAGAUACGAUGAUAAAAUCGUGGUCUCGGAUAUUGAUGGCACAAUCACCAAGUCUGAUGUUCUGGGACAAAUUCUCCCCAUCAUUGGGCGUGACUGGUCCCAGUCAGGCGUGGCUCAGCUGUUCACACACAUCAAUAACAAUGGUUACAAGUUCUUGUACCUGUCGGCUCGGGCCAUUGGUCAGUCCAAGGUGACCAAGGACCUGCUAAGGAGCAUUAAGCAGGAAUACCAUGUACUACCAGAUGGGCCAUUGCUUUUGUCACCAACAUCGCUAGUCAGUGCUUUCCACAGGGAGGUAAUUGAACGUAAGCCGGAGGACUUUAAGAUAGCCUGCCUGCGCGACAUUGGGGAGCUGUUUACAGAUAGCCAGCCAUUCUACGCAGGAUUUGGCAACAAAAUCAAUGAUGUAUAUGCAUACAAAGCAAUAAAUAUUCCUACCAUAAGAAUAUUUACAAUCAACCACCGUGGGGAACUGAAGCAAGAAUCUUCCUACACAUUUCAAUCCUCGUAUUACAGUCUGACAGAAAUUGCGGAUCAUUUCUUCCCACCACGGGAACGGCUGGGAGUGUACGACAGCCACUACAGCACAGUGAGAUACUGGAGGGAUCCACUUCCCAAAGUGUUAGACCAGGAAAUCUCCAUAGUUGAGGUGGGAAAGAAAGAAGAGAAAUGACAACUACCAGCCAUAGAUAAGCAGUCUGUCUCCGCCCCAGUAGAUGUGCCCCGGGCCACGCCCCCCAGAAAGAGUAUCCUUCAGAGUAACAACAGCUACGAUCUCCUGGAGACUUUUUCUGAAAGUGACUCCGAUGAGGAACGGAAAUUGAAACUAGCUCUGGAGCCGAGACGUGAAUUUCAGAAGACUGGGAAGUAUUGGAUUAUGCCCUUUAGUCUCUAUAUGUAAAAAUUAGAAAACUUCUCUACAUUUAAAAGUUUUUAUAUUGCUACAUGUAAUAGUUUGAGGAUCUUCCAGUAAAAACUCCCCCUACUUCUAUUUACAAUGAAACUUGUUUAAAGUAGAUUACAUUAAGAAAAGAAAAUUGAAAAGUUAAGAAAAUAUCUAGAAUACAGGCUAUGUCUUAUAUUAUGAAACACGAUUUAUUCUGUCACUUCUAAUUGGUCGAGAGUACAAGUAAUUUCUGUUAAGUACCUUGCAGUAUCAGGAAAUUUCCUCUGGUCCGUAGAAAUUGGUGCCAGUCUUGGUGUAUUCAGAUUACAAAAGAUCUACUUUAUUUGAAUUACAAAAUAUCUGCUUUAGGCAAGUUAAUCUGUACUGAAAGUAGUAAGUCAUGAAAAUUAACUCUCUGUUUUCCUGAUUAAGUUGAGAAAAGUUGGUGUUAAUCUUUUUACUGUAAGUCACAAUUUUUUGUAUUAAAAGAUAACUAUACAUUUGUCUUAGUGGGGUAUUUCCUAUGGAAAAAAAAAAUCAUUGUUUUUACAUUUUUGUGGGUUUUUCUUUUUGUUAGAGAUUUGGCAAUCUCAUAUUUUUUUUUUCAAAGUUAGGGAUUAUUGUGGUGUGUUUUUUUCUUCUUGGAGAGUUGAAUUAGGUUGCAUAUUCCCAGUGAACUAACAAGAAACACUGUUUGUCUAUGGUAGUAUUUUUGCAUUUAGCCUUUUUUUUUUUUAGAUACAAUGAAAGGGAACAAGAUUUAUUUGUACAUGUAUAUGUUUUUGCAAUUCAUCAAACAGUUCAUGAAAAAUGGAAAUGGCUGUCUGUCACAUAAAUUAGGCAGCUGAGAUUGAUUCUUUGGGAGUUAAUUGAUGUUAAUUAUUUGUCCUCUGUGAUGGAAAUGUGGUACAUGUAUUAAUGAUAUACUACAAUAUUGCAUGUCAGUCUGUAUGCAUCUUGAUCCGUGCAUGUGUGUCACUGGGGUAUCAAAUUUAGUGAACAAUUUUAUAUAUGUGUUCAGUUUAGAGGGUUUUCAAUUGAUCCCCCGUGUUUUCAAUUUUUUCUUUGUAACUGUUUUGUUCUAUUAUAUGUUUAUUUUAAGUUUAAUUUGUGAUGUGAUAAAAAGCUGCAAGAUUUAGCUCACAGAUUUCCUAUAAUUUCUAAGUGUUCCCAAUGAUCUCCUUAAACUAACACUGGUAUUUUCCAUGCACUUUUACUAACAACUUUACCCAACAAAAUUGUUUAAGAAUUGUUACACAAAACACAUAUAUAUUUACUUCUGUAUAAUUAAACGUUUGCUAUAUGCAUUCCCCGGCAGGCACAAUGCCUAUGAACUAGUCUUUGUGAUUACUCAGGUGUGAUAAUAAAAUGUGAUUUAUUUAAAGAAUCUAAUCUAAGGUUAAAGGUCAAAUAAGGAAGAUGUUUUACUGUGUAUUGAAAUUUUAUAAAUGUGAUUUACAAGUCAGAAAUGCAUAAUGUGAUGUUAUGUUUGAUACAUAUGGAAAACAAUGUUAUUUGUUUGAGUGAACCAUAUGAUGUAGUAGAUUGGAUGAUUAGGAAAAGUGUGUUGUGUAGGAAUUUCAAAGUCGGUGAAAAAGUCCCUUUACUAGCAGAGGGAGGGGUUUUGUGGAAAAGUAAGUAACGAGGUGCUAAUUAAUGUCAUUUUCUGCCAAGUUUUUAUUGAACAGUGUGAUAAAAUAAAAUUCGAGAGGAAUAUAGUAAAUAACCAAAUACGAGUAAGCAUUCUAGAUGGAGUUUGGCAUUGGUAUGGUCAUAAUUUCUAUUGGAGGUGUGAUAGGAAAUGUCUAGCUGAUGUUUUAACAUAUUUACAAUUCCAUUGUGAGCUCUGUGGGAUUCUUACAAUAGCAUUAUGGUGGAAAAAGUGUAACACAGCAGGUGGCAUGAAACAAUCGGAUUUAGAAUUUUGUCCAGACUCUGGUGCAUUUUCUUUAUUUAGACUUGGUAUUUCUUGGCUACAUGUUGUAAAUAUCGAUGAGUGCCAUGAGUUUUGUUUUUAAUUCUGAAUAUGAAGUACCUGGAUGGUUUUUAGUUGAGUUUUGUGUCCUGCAGACACCUGUAUAUACAGUGGAUGAAUGAUAUAGCACUGCCUCUAAUAGAGGUCAUGUGCUCACCUAUGGUGCCUUGUUUGUCCACAAAUAUCUCUAAAUUUGUGAAAAUUUAAGGCAUGCUUUGAACCAAGGAUUUAGUAGAUAGUGUGGUGGAUCUAGGUUAUAUGCAAAUCCAGAGUUUUAAGUUUUCUUUUUCUGUUUUAGAGAGAAUGUUAUUAUCAGUUACAAAUACCUUACAUCUGGAAAUUUUUGUGUCGGUAUAUUUUUGCAAAAUUGGGACAAAAUGCUAUAAAUUCAUUAUUGUCUCCAAAUUUUGGGAAUCACUAUUUUGUUCCUAAAUGACGUGAUAAGUAUUUGUUAAUGAUAUUUUAUUUUUGCGAAAAUAAUUUUAUGAAUUCAACAGACCAAGAAAAUUGUUUAAAACUGAGUAACUUGUACACUAGAAAUAACUUUAUUUAUUAAAUUAUGUUACAGUGUUGCUUUGAACAAAUGUUCUCUGACUCUUUUGACAUGCACAUGCAAGAAUGAAACGUUUGAAAAUGUUGUACAUUAUAAAUCAUGUUGUUGAUCAAAUCAUUUGUAGAUUGUAUUCAAUUGAAAGUCUUCGUCUGGUGCAUGUCCAUAUCUAAUAAUCUAAUUUUGUUCCUACAUAUAUUGUUCUUGUGAUAUGAUUUAUGUUGGAGAGUGUCUCACAUUAUUUAUUUGAGAAUAAACUCCUUUUGUUGAAAAUAAA
Messenger RNA from Ostrea edulis (European flat oyster), 6529 nucleotides. Its product is annotated as phosphatidate phosphatase LPIN2-like. Gene Ontology annotation, molecular function: phosphatidate phosphatase activity; transcription coactivator activity. The record is from RefSeq and is a predicted model, not a curated record. The coding region runs from base 827 to 3514 and encodes 895 amino acids. The transcript has 18 exons. NCBI's taxonomy places the organism in Eukaryota, Metazoa, Mollusca, Bivalvia, Ostreida, Ostreidae. Gene Ontology annotation, cellular component: nucleus. Gene Ontology annotation, biological process: fatty acid catabolic process; positive regulation of transcription by RNA polymerase II; cellular response to insulin stimulus.